This is a messenger RNA of Spodoptera littoralis (African cotton leafworm), 1464 nucleotides long. The record is from the annotation of a GenBank genome assembly. Lineage: Eukaryota; Metazoa; Arthropoda; Insecta; Lepidoptera; Noctuidae.
AUGAUGCAUGCAGUCGCUCAAGCUGAUAUUAUAUUCAGAAACGCUGAUUUCAAUGAAGAUGGAAUUCCUGAUAAUAUUGGUUUUUCAGUGAAGUACAUAUUAGUACUGACUUCAAAUGACACGAACACACGAGUAUUCGGAGAUCUAUUAAAAGACAAAGCGAUAGACGGACGAGCCUACCUUAUGCGUUUUGCCAGACUCCGACGACUGUCUGAAGUAUGUCUUGGUGUGGCAUUUUCUGGACAUGCUUUUCAUAAUAGAACUCUGGGUCUCAGUUUUACUUCCCUUGGGGGAGGAAUGGGAGGAGCAGCUGGUGGGCUUUGUGACCGGCGCGCAUACGGGCGCUCAUUUAACACACUAGCUAUAGCACACGCCACCACAGAGGCAAUGAGUAGGGUUCCUGAGAGAAUCGCUGCUCUCACACUUGCUCACGAGAUGGGUCACAGUUUUGGCGCCCACCACGACGAUAAUUUCCCCAACCCUGAGUGUCGAGGAUACCUCAUGGGGUCUCAGUCCUCGACUGUAGUCAAUGGCUUAAACUUCGAGUUCUCGUUGUGCAGCAAACGAUUGAUCGCCGCCACGCUAAGCAGCAUGAGCUAUUGUUUGAUGGAAGAGGAUCGACCUUAUUGUGGGAAUGGAAUAGUAGAAGAAGGUGAAUCCUGCGACUGUGGACUGCCGUCUCAUUGCAUUCAUAAAGACCCUUGCUGUACACCACGAGGUGGUGGUGCUCUCGUCUUCGAAGAAGGGACGCUACACAAAGAUGGAUGUUCAGUAGCUCCAUCAGCCAUGUGCCACCCAUCCCAAGGACUAUGCUGCACCGCCAAAUGUCAGCUUGCAGACCUCGUAAAAAGUGGUAUUGACUGCAGAGAUCAAGACAGAGAGUGUACAUGUGAGGUCCUGUCGGCAAAGUGUCGGUGUGGUCUGAACGGAAGGUGCAUGUCUGACGGGUCAUGUCACGCGGCCGAGUGCGCCACGCUGGGGCUCAGAGAGUGCCAGUGUGUCAAGAAACCACGGGCAGAAGGGCUCUUACGGGGUUCAAUGUUAGGCGAGAUGAAUAUGUGCGGUAUUUGCUGCGAGGUCCCAAUCACUGGCGGGCGGCCGCAGUGCGUGGGCGUGGAGGAGGCAGCCCGGGAGAGACUGGCCGCUAACACACCGCUACCAAAGAACUGGCCUGAUGAAGAGUAUAGAGGACCGAAUGUAACAAUACGUCUAUGCGAGGACUACUCGUGCAACAGCACAUGGGUGCGGGCUUGGAACGCCGGCAGUGUAUGCGUCACUCAGAACGUGGUCGGCAUAUGCUCACCGCGCGGUCUGUGCAAGCUUGACUUUAUCACGCCGCGGUCCAACGUAUACCCAGAUAUCAUGAACAUUCGCCUGACAGGAGCAAAAAAUCUGUCAAGAAGCCUAAAACCAGUUUCGAUAAUAUUCUUUUGUAAUUUAUUUUUGCUCUGUUUUAUAAAAUAA